GAAUUUACGGUCCGUUGUCUUGUUCACUAAUCGAUUCGAUCUGAGAAAGAAAGAGAGAGAAAAAAAACGAUGUCGCGUUAUUUCACAUCUCCACCGCCUGUGUAUGCGAGGAACUGGGCGAACGGUCAGAACUUGGUCGAAUCGACUAAGAUCGAAAGACAAAUAGUCGAUUCGAAAAAGGUGCAUCGGAAAGAGAAGAAGGAGAAAAAGAAAUUAAAGGAAGAGAAGAAAUCUCUUGAACAGCAGUAUUCCCCAGCCAAGACAGUCUCUGAUGAAUCAGAACAGCUUGAGAAGAGUUGUUUGACGGAAGAACAUGAGCUACUUCACUCUGUUGGUUAUUUGUCUGAUGGUAGCCAGAACAGUAAGAAGAGAAGAAGGGAAACUUCUCCUGCUGUUGUUGAGAGUCAAAUCAAAGCUACACCUGUAGCUGGUAAACCACUACGGAUUCGUUUUGUCUUCAAGAAACCGAAAGAAGCUUCUGAGGUUGUACCUCAAGAAGAGGAUCGUGUUUGUUCCACCUCAGGGACAGAGAGACCCAGCGAAAUACCAAGUUCUGUCUCUCUUCCAAAGACCUGUGAUCAUGAUGAGAAUAUACUCUCAUCUUCUCUUGAGAGUGACAAGAUUGCAAUUCCUUCUGAAUCCAAGAAGAGAAAGAAACAUAAGCCAAGCAGAGAAUCUCGGUACAAUUCAUUGUUUGAUGAAUGGGUUCCUCCUUGCAAUUCAUUGGAGGGAGAUGAUAGCAACAGUGAUGACUGGCUUUUUGGAACAGGUCGGAAAGAUAAUGCUUCUUCUGCCAAGUCUUCUAAUAAGACUGAUGAAGACAUGCUCAUGAGCUUGCAGACUUCAGGAGAUUGUUCCUCUUAUCCUAGAGCUCUGUUAUUGUCUGAAGUCGGAAUUUUUUCAUUACCGUAUACAGUCCCGUUUUAGGUCCCAUAUUGUUUUGUUCUUUCUCAACUUAGCCAUAGGCCUUAGCUUGUACAGUACAACCACAGUGAUCUAUAAUACUUGUUGUAUGAUCUCUGUAUUUUUGACCCUAAUCAUAAAUUAUGGUUUCCACG
Messenger RNA from Arabidopsis arenosa, 1058 nucleotides. The record is from the annotation of a GenBank genome assembly. Lineage: Eukaryota; Viridiplantae; Streptophyta; Magnoliopsida; Brassicales; Brassicaceae.